AUGUCCACUGCGUUUGAAGAGCUAAUUUUUACUUUUUUUUUUCUUUAUAAACGCUUAUCUGUCUUCAUUCGCAAUUCUUUCUUUUUAAGAAAAUGCCUUUUCAUUUCUUCUCCCUCCGAGCUAUCCUUCAUUACUGAAGACGACGCUGCCCCCUCUAUCUCCAUCCAUCGAAAAAAAAAAAGAAAAAGAGAAGAAAGACAGAGCCCGCGCUCAGAGUUGCUUGAGGUGGUGCUACGAUUGCGCAGUCCUAGCCAUAGGUACUUAACUUCCGGAAAGACGGUUUCAGUGAUAAGGAGAGGAUCCGAGACGACCGAGGGUCUCUCGGAGAGUAGCAGCGGACUACUUAACCGCCGUCCAGCGCCCGGUGUUGCUUCGGGUCGGGGGCCGAAAGCACUUCUCGUUCGCAACCACCAGACGGAAGGCAGACGUCGGGAUGGGUCCUUCUCCGACAGAGAACUUGCACGAUAUAGAAAAUAUUUAUCUCAACGAGCACCUGGCUAUGGAAUCACAAAUACUGCGAGACACGAUAUUGGGGCCAUUCGAAUACUCUUCGUGCCACGUGUUACGAAUAUAAAUCAGAGGCGUCAGUUCCUCUUUAGAACCGAAAGACCAACCGAGCGACUUGCUGAACCCGAUCCCCCGUCCGACCCUGCGUCCACUUUAUACUCUGGCCGCUGGAGAGGACCUGGUGCUGAUGAGGUCGGGUGGUGCGUACAUCUUCCUCUUGCUUCCUCUUGCGUCUUUCUCUCCUUUUUUUUUUUACUGAUUCACUGCCUUUCUUCCUUCCCUCCUUCCUUCCUUGAACGAUGUGCCUUACAUUUCUCUCUCUCUCUCUUCUUUCUCUCUUUUUCUUUUUCUUUAGAUCUCUUUUCUACUUAUCUCUCUCUAUUCUAUCUCUCCCUCUCUCUCUCGCUCGUUUUUCUUUUUCUUUUCAUUUCUUUUCUAUAUUUCUCUCUUUUAUCUCUCUCUCUCUCUCUCUCGUUUCUCCUCAUCUCUCUUCUUCCUUUCACUCUCUUCAAUCUCUCCUCUUGUUUUUCCUUUUCUUCACAUAUCCUUUCUACCUUUCUCUCUCUCCUAUCUUUCCUUCUCCCACUCUCUCUCUCUCUCUCUCGUUUUUCAUUUUCUUAUCUCUUUUCUAUCUCUCUCUCUUCUAUCUUUCCUCACUCUCUCUCUCUCAUUUUUACUUUUUUUCUCAUCUCUUUUCAAACUUUCUCUCUUUUCUAUCCCUCCCUCUCUCUCUCCCUCUUUUCCUUUUUUUCUCAUCUUUUUCUCCUUUUCUCUCUCUCUCUCAUGUCUCUCUCGUUUUUCCCUUUCUUAUCACCUCUUUUCUACUUUUCUUUCUCCCUCACUCUUCUCACUCCCCCUCUCUCUCUCUCUCUCUUGUUUUUCCUUUUCUUCUCAUUUCGUUUUUACUUUUCUCUCUUUUUUUCUAUCAUGUCUAACCCCUCUCUCACACUCGUUCUUCCUUUUCUUCACAUCUAUUUUAUACCAUCCUCUCUCUCUCUCUCUUUCUUUCCCCUAUCUCUCCUUUUCUCGCCCUCUUUUUUUUUCUUCUCAUUUCGUUUCUACUUUUCUCUCUCUUUUCUAUCACGUCUAACCCCUCUCUCACUUUCGUUUUUCCUUUUCUUCUCAUCUCUUUUCUACCUUUCUCUCCCUGUCUAUCUCUCUCGUUUUGUCUUUACUAUUCAUCUAUUUUAUAAUUUUCUCUCUAUUCGAUCUCUACCUCUCUCUCUCUCUCUCUCUCUCUCUCUCUCACGUUUUCCUUUUCUUCUCACCUCUUUUCUACCAUUCUCUCUCUUCUAA
This is a messenger RNA of Acanthosepion pharaonis, 1803 nucleotides long. NCBI's taxonomy places the organism in Eukaryota, Metazoa, Mollusca, Cephalopoda, Sepiida, Sepiidae. The record is from the annotation of a GenBank genome assembly.